CAAUCAUCGCUUUCAAUCUUUUAAAUUUUAUAAUUGAUAAUUACUUUCUUGGCGCCGUUGAAUGUACAUAAAAAAAGAAAUUCCCGUAACCACAAGAUAAGAUAACUUAAAGUUUAAAAUUUUUUGCCGGAUAAUGAAAUAUUCGAUGUGAAACAAAAUUUUUUUGCUAUGCUAGUGAAUUAUUUGUUGCGCCAAUGAUCCCUCAUUUAAAAAAGGGAUUUAAAAAGAUUCGAAAUAAAAAAUUUUAAAUACUUUUUAAUACUUUUGAAUACCUUGAAUACUUUUGAAUCCCUCUUCUUAUGGGAAUUUAACAUUGCUAAUCGUUUUAAAUCGCUUUUUUAAAUCAGGGAUUUGAAACUGUAACAAAGCUGUUGUGUUACAGUAAAAAAACUGAUUUGUUGAAAUCAGAAGGUAAAUUUUAAGCACUGAAAAAAUUUCUGUAUUCACGAGCUGAGAUUACUUGCGGCAAUAAAUGCCGGCUUUAAAAUACGAUGAUUUAUUACAAUUAACAUCAUGUGUUCUCAUAACGAAUUUACUUUUAAUUACAACACAAUUUCAUUUGUCACUAUAGCAAAUUGAUUUGUUACCGUAAGCUAAUCAUGUUUCUUACUAUGAAACUUUUUGCGAUUCCGUCUUUUGUUGUGGUAGCAAAAUUUUUUUUUUUUGUGUAUGAAAAAGUGGAGCUCGAUAAGUAAGUCAAGUUUUAUUAAAACAAAAUAUUAUGUCAAAACAAUUAUUUGUACUAACUGAUAAAUUACCUUUAAAUACUAGGCUAUCUUCAUAUUUAGUAGGUAUUUUUAAAAUUGCCGCGAACGGUCUACGACUAAGUUUAUUCGAUUAUUUUUUAAAUAUUUAUAUUGAUUUUAACAAUGAAAAACUUUUCAGUUUUAUUUAUUUCAAUAAUUCUGAUAAUUAUCUAUGAGUUUGAAGAAUGUAGUUCAAAAAAAGAUGUGAAAAUCGAACAAAUUGCCGGGCCAUAUAUAUGCGCCGAAGGACCUCACUGGGAUGAAAAGAAAAAUCUUUUGUAUUUCGUUGACGUCGUUGGGCAAAAAAUAUUUUGUUAUAAUCCAGAAACAAAAAACAUAACCCACACUUAUUUAAAAAACGGUCAAGUUGGUGUCGCUGUUCCUAUACUUGGGAAAAACAAUGAAUUUCUCGCCGGAAGUGGGACAGAUUUAGUGCGAGUGUUCUGGGAUACUAGAGUAGAUGAUAAAGGUCCCAGGAUCGAAAUUAUUUCCAAAGUUGACGUCGGUGUCGAAAAUACUAGAUUUAAUGACGGAAAAGUCGAUCCUAAAGGCCGGCUUUGGGCCGGAACUAUGGGCGAGAAAAAUUACGUUCCCAUUCCUGAUAAAGGUUCGUUGUACAGAUUUGAAUACGAUGGUACUCCAACGAAAAUGAUAAGCCCAGUGGAUAUCAGUAAUGGUCUUGUUUGGAGCCAUACCAACGAUUCAUUUUAUUACAUCGACAGCUUCGCAUACAAUAUCGUUGUUUAUAAUUACGAUGACACCACUGGCGGUAUCUAUAACAAACAUACGCUGUUUGAUCUCAAAAAGAAUAACAUAAAGGGUAUUGCUGAUGGCAUGACGAUUGACCGUGCGGGGAAUCUUUGGGUUGCUAAUCAUGGGGGCGGUUUGGUAUUUCAAGUUGAUUCAAAGACCGGGAAAAUGAUACAGUCUAUCGCAAUGCCAGUGUCCGACAUCACCAGUGUUGCUUUUGGUGGUCCGAAUAAAGACAUUCUCUAUGUAACCACCGCUAAAGACAAACUCAAUGAAACUCAACUGCAGGAACAGCCUCUAGCAGGUUCAGUUUUCGCCGUUUACGGACUCGGGAUCUCGGGAUCUCCAAUGCUCUCCUGCAAAAUUAAAUAACUUAAUGUACGAUAUUGAGUUUGUAUUAAUGUGCAUAUUAAAUACUCUAAGAAAAAUUA
Molecule: messenger RNA, 1927 nt
Organism: Microplitis demolitor
Lineage: Eukaryota; Metazoa; Arthropoda; Insecta; Hymenoptera; Braconidae
Product: regucalcin
Exons: 5
Coding region: 870-1868 (332 amino acids)
Biological process (GO): L-ascorbic acid biosynthetic process
Molecular function (GO): calcium ion binding; gluconolactonase activity; enzyme regulator activity
Source: RefSeq, a predicted model, not a curated record